Messenger RNA from Peronospora belbahrii, 1020 nucleotides. The record is from the annotation of a GenBank genome assembly. Lineage: Eukaryota; Oomycota; Peronosporomycetes; Peronosporales; Peronosporaceae.
AUGAACUACGACGAGAUCUGGACCAAGUAUUUUGACUCAAAGGAGGACGUCUUGCUACUUAAUGGCAAUCUAUUUCGGGUCUAUCAUGCAGGUUUUCAAGGUCCUCAUGUGAUAUUAUUACAUGGUGGAGGGUAUACAUCCAUGACUUGGUGUCUUGUGACGAUGAUACUGAAGGAAUCGUGCAGGGUUCAUGCAUUUGAUUUACGAGGUCAUGGUCAAACACGUACAAGUGACGAUACGAAUUUAUCCAUGGAUACUCUUGUUCAAGAUACAUUACAUGUUAUUGAACAUGUCCUUCCUCCUAUGGCUAUGAAGAUGGAUGGAGAGACAGAGUUACAGAAUCCACAGACUAUUCUUGUGGGUCAUAGUUUGGGUGGUGCGCUUGGAGUUCGUGUUGCGGCAACGGGUGAAGUGAAAUCGCUUGUGGGUGUAAUGGUCAUUGAUGUGGUGGAAGGUACAGCUAUGGCAUCGCUGAAGCAUAUGGGCGAUAUUCUCAAUAAGCGUCCAUCUCAUUUUCGCUCGUACGAGGAUGCUAUCCACUGGGCGCUGCACAGUGGCACCGUUCAUAAUCCGGAAGCUGUCAAGAUAUCGUUGCCGUCCCAGCUGAAGCAGCUUGAAGACGACUCGGUAGUGUGGAAGACAGAUCUUGCUAGCAGUGCACAAUACUGGAAUGGGUGGUUCAUGGGUCUCUCAAAGCAGUUUCUAUCGCUGAAAGAAGCCAAGGUAUUGGUGUUGGCAGGAUCGGACCGUCUGGACACGGAACUCAUGCGUGGCCAAAUGAUGGGUAAAUUCGAGAUGAGACUGAUGUACUCAUCAGGACAUGCAAUACAGGAAGAUUGUCCGCACGAGGUGGCAAAUGCCAUUAAUGAUUUUUGUGGCCGCUGCGCGCGCGUUAUAAGCGGAGAUAUCUUUGGCUCUAAUCGAGCACAUGUACAGCCUGCCAAAGACUCAGUCUUGUCGGAACGACUCGCAAAAGCGCGCGCGAUGAUACCAAAGGAGGCUGUUCAUCCACCCCAAUAA